AUGGAAUCUCCAGACACUGUCCAAUCAGAUUUAGAUGAAAUCGAAGAAGUUCGAGCAAAAAUUCAACUUAAAGAGAAAGACGCUAAAGCAUGCUACGAAAGUUCAGAAGCCAGAAAACUACUAUACGGGAAAUUAAUUGCCAAACUGAGAGCUGAAAAUAAAGAAAAGAGAGUGCAACUAGCCAACAGUGUGAAAGGAGAUGAAAAAGUCAUACGAACAGUGUUUAACAAUAGGCGGGAAGCGCUUUUGUCUAUGCAGAGAUGUUCAAUUGGUGAAGCUAUAUACAACCUGGACCAGAAGAUAUGCAAAGCCAAUAAUCGGCGGAACAAAGCACAAUUCCAGCUGACGGAACGAGAGGGACGAUGUCAAGAAAUGGAAAAAACACUCAACAUAAUGAAGCAAAUAGAUGCACAAGAAGCAGACUUUGAAAGAAAGCGAGAAAUCAGAAGAUUACAAAACGAUAUAGAUAAAGCCAAAAUCAAAUAUGAGGCUGCAAGGAACAUUACUAGGCGAUACGAAGAGAUCAUGCGCUAUAUGGAAGAGGAGAGCCGUUUGUACCCAGCACGCCUUGACAAACUGCAGUCAUUUGUGGUUCGUGCCAAACGGGAGCUUUCAGAGCUACGUCACGUGAUUGAGAAGGCAUUAUAUAGCAAAGAGGAAGCGAAGAUAGAAUUGCACAUUAUGGAACGGGACACCUACCAAGCGAAGAAAGCGCGAGACGCCCAACUCAAUGAAGCAAAAAGGGAGGUGGAGAAACGAAAAGAGCCAGUGGUCGAACGAGCAGAGAAGAGAGCUAAAGUGAACAUUAUUAUGGAUAGUGCAGAUUUAAAACCAGUGAAGUCUCCUGUGGGUAAGAGGUCUGAUAGACAGGAACAUCUUUUGACACUAAAUGAAGGAAUCGAGAAAAUCAAGAGAGCCUUUAAUGUGUCAGACAUCAAGGAUAUAGUGUACAGAGUCACAGACCAGGACUCCACUCACAGAAGAUUGAUUCAACAGCAGAAAGAAAAACAAAAUGUCAAAGCCCGACUCCAGGAAGAGCGUGAGAAACUUAAUAAACUCCUGGAUGAGAUGAAGUACACAAGUCAAAGGCAACUCGCUAGGGGAAGAAAAAUGGUGGAAGAGCUGCAGGAAUUUGUUGUCAGCGAGGAAAAAAUGUAUACAGAGUCCAUGGAAGAGGCGCGGACCAACGAAAAAUUACUCAUUGAUUUGCAAUUUGGAAUAAACACGCUAUAUGACAAACUAAGUGAAGUCAAACUCAAACCACCCUACCACAACUACAGCAAAGGAGAUCCAGUCGAUGAUUUGGCGAACUGCUCUCGAAAAUUGGAAUUGUUAGUUCGAGAGCAGGCAGAUAUACCUAAACUCUCCAAAGCAUCAGACCAAUUCAAACUUCAUGCGUACUUGGAAAGUCAGCUUUCUCCCGAGAACUUCAGAAUCCGAAUAGACCCAGACGAUGGAAGUGACGACGAUGCAUUCCAGUACGAUGGUGGUCAAGAUAAUGAGGGUCAUUUGACAAGGGAUGACAUUAAAAGAUUAGGAGACGAACUACUGAAUUCCAAGUUACAACCAAAGAAGAAAAAAGGAAGAAAGCAUCGGAAUUGAUAUCUUCAGUCAUAUACCGUAGAAAAAACAGAAACUGUGAUCCGAGUAUAGUUUUAUUUUAUAUAAAUCCUAUACACGAAUAGUCAUUUGAUAUAGUAUCAGUUUUGUAAUAGAUCUGGUUAAAUGAAUAUCAAGGAUCAUGUGAAUAUUGGACAUAUCGUUAAUUGUUUUAUCAUUUUGAAGUAAUGCACUAAAUUAAAGAAAAUGCAAGGCAACAAGUGAUCAACAAUUUCUCUAACACAAAGCACAUAAUAAAAACAGGAAAUGUUUUUAAAGGCUAUAUAUAUAUUAUGUAAAUCAAAUUGAACAUGACAAUCAGAGCACCACAUGGUAAAACGGUCACUCUAAUGUGUGAAGUGGUUGAGCAUCAUUCCUAAUGGUACGUCGGGUCGGUCGUUUCGUGCCUGGUCUAGUUGGCUUUUUUAACACGUUUAAUUUUUCUCCAGGAGGCACCAUUAAAGUUAAUCUAUUGCUGUAAA
Molecule: messenger RNA, 2081 nt
Organism: Ostrea edulis (European flat oyster)
Lineage: Eukaryota; Metazoa; Mollusca; Bivalvia; Ostreida; Ostreidae
Product: outer dynein arm-docking complex subunit 3-like
Exons: 13
Coding region: 1-1602 (533 amino acids)
Biological process (GO): cilium movement; outer dynein arm assembly
Cellular component (GO): cilium
Source: RefSeq, a predicted model, not a curated record